Colletotrichum costaricense is the source of this 1797-nucleotide messenger RNA. RefSeq lists its product as uncharacterized. The transcript is spliced from 6 exons. The record is from RefSeq and is a predicted model, not a curated record. The coding region runs from base 1 to 1797 and encodes 598 amino acids. Gene Ontology annotation, molecular function: ATP-dependent protein folding chaperone; ATP binding. NCBI's taxonomy places the organism in Eukaryota, Fungi, Ascomycota, Sordariomycetes, Glomerellales, Glomerellaceae.
AUGGUGAAGACUCGAAUUUCUGAAGACGAUGAGAAGGCCAUCAUCAUUGGCAUAGACUUUGGCACGACCUUCUCCGGUGUCAGCUGGGCCUACUCCGGUCAACCCGACAAUAUCGAGGUCAUCAGCCGCUGGGAAUCCAAGAUAAACCUCAACUCCGACAAAGAGAAAGUGCCCUCUUCCAUUCUUUUCCGAGGAAAACGCGGCAACUCUUCUUGGGGAUAUGCCAUACCCAGAGAUGCAAAGCAGGAGCCGUUGAAGUGGUUCAAGCUCUUGCUUGUUGAUGAGCGUGACCUUCCCGAGAACGUCCGAGAUUCUAGCCAGAUUGCUACGGCUAGGAGGCUGGCGAAGAGCGCCAACAAAGAGCCGGUCGAGAUCAUUAGCGGAUAUCUCCAGAACUUAUGGAAUCACGCCAUAGAGUGCAUUGUCAGCACAGUUGGCGAUGCAAUGGUCAAGAUGUGCCAGUUUCACAUCGUCAUAACUCUUCCGGCAAUCUGGCCGGAUUACGCCAAGGCCAGAAUGCGCAGAGCUGCUGAAGAAGCUGGCUUGCUGAAGUCCCGUCCAGCUGGAGAGACGAGCUUGUCCUUCAUCUCGGAGCCCGAAGCGGCAGCUCUUGCUACAAUGAAGGACUUGUCGAAGUUGCCCACCGCGGAGGUUGGUGAUCACAUCGUUGUGUGUGAUGCUGGUGGCGGCACUGUCGACCUCAUCACCUACGAGAUCCUGAGCUUGGAUCCCUUCAUCGUCCGAGAGGCUGUUCAGGGUGACGGCGACCUCUGUGGCGGCGUCUUCCUUGAUGAGGCAUUUGUCAACAUGCUUAAGGAGAAGGUUACUCCUCAAGCUUGGAACAACAUUCCGGAAGAGGAGGUCAGGAAGUUGUUGAAUGACGAAUGGGAGCACUGUAUCAAGCCUUCUUUCAAGAACCAGGAUGACGACUGGCAGAUCAAUCUUCCCCCUGAGUGUCGUGUUCCUGGAUCUCAACGGCGGGGUAUGAAGCGCAAGCGCAACCUCAUCCUUGAUCAGGCGGACCUGCUCAAAGUUUUUGAUCCUGUCGUCAACCAGACAAUCUCACUGGUAGAGAAGCAGAUCGAGGCUGUCAUGACGAAGACGGAGUCGAAGCCCAAGCAAAUCAUUCUUGUUGGGGGGUUUGGCAGAUGCCCAUACCUACGAAGCCGCCUCAAGGAAGAAGUCGGCAACAACAUUGAGAUUCUUCAAGGCUACGGAGCCAAGCCUUGGACUGCGAUUUGUCGGGGUGCAACUAUUCAUGGACUGACGCGCCGCAACCUCGCUCCUGGUCUUGCAGUCGAAAUCAAGUCUAGAGUCUCUCGGAUGAGCUACGGCACCUGCUGCACGAUUCCCUACGACCCCGAGGAACAUGAAGAGGAAGACAGAUAUUGGUGCGAAGAUGAACUCGCAUGGAAGGUCGAUACCUGCAUGGAGUGGUUUCUUGAGCGAGGAACCGAUGUCUCUUCUGCAGAUCCGGUUACCAAGUCUUACUAUCGCCUUUGGGAGUCAGUUCCUAGUCAGGUCGACGGAACGAUCUAUUCCAGCGAGGCGUGGCCUCCUCCGGAGAGAUUGGACCACCGCGUCAACGAGCUGUGCAACAUUACUUGGAAGAAGAAGAUCAACUUCGCGUCCCUUCCUCGCUUCACCAACCCCAUGGGCAAAGUCUUCGCAAUGAUAAACUACGACGUGGAGAUGGCCUGCUCCGGAAAGAGCGUGGACUUCACUGUCAUUCAUGAUGGCAAGCAGGUGGCAGCUAAGAAUGUUGACGUGGUCUUCAAGUCGGACGGGGACGAGUAA